UGUGAGAUGGAGCUGGGCUAAAGCGCGAGCGCGUCCCUCUAGACGUUAUUAGUCUACAUGGAGGCGCACUUCCGUCCCGCAUAAAUCGGUUUAGGGGAGCAGGUGCAGGGAAGGGGACUGAAGCAUCACCUCAGAUAAAGCAAUAUAUUUGAUUUACUGUAGCGUUUAAUUUAUACAUAUACGCUGGCUCGGAAGAUGGUAGCAAAACAAAGAAUCCGUAUGGCAAACGAGAAGCACAGCAAAAACAUCACUCAGAGGGGGAACGUGGCGAAGACCCUGCGACCGCAGGAGGAGAAAUAUCCGGUGGGGCCAUGGCUUCUGGCACUCUUUGUAUUUGUUGUCUGUGGAUCAGCCAUUUUUCAGAUAAUUCAAAGUAUCCGAAUGGGAAUGUGAGUCCCAGUGUUGUUCACAUACCCUGGCCUACAUCUGAAUGAGAUUCUUCGUGUGAUCGGAUACAAUCUGAAGGAAGACUGGAAGGUUGAAGUCGUCCUCUGCGUGGGUCAGAGGCUUGUAUGCUGAGCUGGAUCUAGUGUACAGAACUACAUGACAUUGUCACACAUGUUUACAGUGUUCCCUGGAUGAAGGGAACACAUGCUUUUCUACAGAACCAUUUUUGUUUUUGACAUCUUAUCAUUUUUAUCAUAUUUAUUUGUGAUUGAUGAUCGCCAUGAUCUAUUUCUCUAUUUAACUGUGUUUGCGUGAGCCUUUUUCAAAUAAACGUCAAACACUUUUGGAUAA
Messenger RNA from Rhinichthys klamathensis goyatoka, 738 nucleotides. RefSeq names its product stress-associated endoplasmic reticulum protein family member 2 (gene serp2). The record is from RefSeq and is a predicted model, not a curated record. The transcript is spliced from 3 exons. Lineage: Eukaryota; Metazoa; Chordata; Actinopteri; Cypriniformes; Leuciscidae. Bases 196 to 393 code for a protein of 65 amino acids. Gene Ontology annotation, cellular component: endoplasmic reticulum. Gene Ontology annotation, biological process: endoplasmic reticulum unfolded protein response.